AUUUUGUUGAUUACAUUGAAAAACAGUAGUGCUGAUUAGGCAACUAAAGAUACCUAUUUGACAUGAUAAGAUCAGUUUGUUAGCGAACGGCUUAGCGUGAAUUGUUCGCGAAUAUAAAAAAAAAAUUCACGUUAGGAAUUGUAAGAAUAAAGCUGACGUAAAUGAGCUGAUGUCUAUCGGUAUUACUUGUUGCAUGUUGGAUAAACGGAUAUCGCCAUUCGUUUUUGUCAGAAACGAUCGAUACCGCCGCCGUCGUAAAGCGGCCUCUUGCGUUAGUUAGGGCCCCUCUAAGGUCCUUUAGGGUCGAAAAUAGCACAAAACAAAGGCGAUCUCGGGCAGUGGCUCUAACCGCGUCGAAUGGUGCGGGGGUGAACGGGGUCAGAGAAGUUGGUAACCGAGAGUCGAGGGCCAUGGGUUGGGACAAACGGGAAAGGUAAACAGAACGGUGUCAGGGUUAACUUUCGUAGACAGCAGCAGCCUGAACGGUGCGCGUGCGUCCAGUUGUUCAAUCGCAGCUGUUCGUAGACGACGUCGUCUACGUUAUAUACGUUACACGUAUAUCUAUAUACAUGUGUAUGUAUGUCGGAUGAGACGUGCGGUCGAAAUGGACGUCGGCCGACGCCGAUGUAUUCCUCUUCGGGGUGGUGAGUCGACGACGCGGUGGUAGUCGACGAUUUUUCGUCGUUAUCCUUCUUCUCCUCCUCCACCUGGUCCCUCGGUUCACCUCCGCCUCCACCUCCUUUUUGAUCGAGUGCCGAUUAUGUGAAUCGCCAUAGAUGGAAGACAACAACAAGGGGGCUAAGCAGCGGACGCGUUCAAAUUCGGCGAGGGUUCUCGUCUUCGACGAGCCGGCCUCUACGCCCCAACAGCAAAAACCCAAAUGUUGGCACCACGGCUCUGCCCAUACCCAGGGGGCGCCCAACGCAGACGCACAACCCGUGCCCCAUUCCAAUCUAGUGCGUUUCCACAAUUCUGCCCUUGGAAAAUCGGCACCAUCCUUAUCCGCAAAUAUGAAGGAUGUGUGGAUUGGAAGAAGAAAUAGUAGACCAGCGGUAGUACACAGACUAAGUUUUGUGGCGAAUACAUCACCUACAUUACCUAGAUCUCAUUCACCAAUAUGUGGGAGCCCAAUAGACAGUCCACGUACUCAUUCGAGUUAUUUAAACUUUUCUUUCGUCCCGAUAAAACGGAUACCCGUGGGGUAUAGGGGCGAUGGCAGACGAUGGUCAGUAGCAUCGUUGCCUUCGUCCGGUUACGGUACAACUCCUGGGAGCUCGAACAUGUCAUCAAAAUGCUCGAGCCACGAGAAGUUGCACCAACUACCCCAUUUUCCGACAUCGGACGAUAUGCGCUUAUUGACACAUCAUUUCUCCAGUAACGAAAGUAACACGUCAUUACCCGGUAUUAAUUAUGACGAAACGGUUACGCACAGGUCACCCUUGCAUAGGCCGCGUUCUCGAAGUCUGAGUAGUCCGAGUAGAUCUCCAAUUGUCGAUAAUGAAAUAUCUAUGAUGAACGUACUAUAUAAAGAGCGAUUUCCGAAGGCAACGCAACAAAUGGAAGAGCGGUUGGGAAAUUUUAUAGAGGAACAUAAAUUGGUCGACGCGGAAGAAAACUGUGAUUUUUUACCGAUCGUUAGAUUCGUUCAUCACCAAGUACUCGAGAUGGCUAGAGAUUGUUUGAAUAAAUCUCACAAUAAAUUAAUAACCAGUCGAUAUUUUUACGAGAUGUCCGAAAAUUUGGAGCGCUUACUAACCGAGACCAAAGAAAAAUCAGAAGAAGCCGCUACGCAGGUUACAGGAAUAAUAAAAAAGCUUCUUUUAAUUAUUUCUAGACCCGCUCGACUUCUUGAGUGCUUAGAAUUCGACCCGGAAGAAUUUUAUCACUUUUUAGAGGCGGCUGAAGGCCAAGUCAAGGUUACACAGGGUAUUAAAGCUGAUAUUCCGCAAUAUAUCAUUCAAAAGCUGGGGUUGAACCGAGAUCCCAUUGCCGAAUUACAACGCGAACUUCGAGAUUGCAAUUGGCCGUCGGGAGAUGCACGUUCCGCGGCAGUUUGUCUUACUUCAACGCCAAAUUGUAAAAAGUUCGGCUCGACGGUACCUAGCGAACAGAAUUUUGAAGUAAUCAAACUUAUUUCAAACGGCGCUUACGGCGCCGUAUAUCUUGUCAAACACAAACAAACCCGACAGAGAUUCGCAAUGAAAAAAAUCAAUAAAAACAACCUUAUGUUACGCAAUCAAGUCGAGCAAGUUUUCGCUGAAAGAGAUAUUCUCAGUUUCGCGGACAACCCAUUCGUUGUUAGCAUGUAUUGUAGCUUUGAAACAAAAAAACAUUUAUGUUUGGUUAUGGAGUAUGUUGAAGGCGGAGAUUGCGCCAGUUUAUUGCGAAAUACCGGCCCUCUUCCGCCUGAUAUGGCAAGAUUUUAUUUCGCGGAAACUGUACUCGCUGUUGAAUAUUUACAUAGUUAUGGAAUUGUACAUAGGGAUCUUAAGCCUGAUAAUCUUUUAAUUACCGCUUUGGGGCAUAUCAAACUCACCGAUUUUGGGUUAAGCAAAAUGGGCUUAAUGUCACUUGCUACAAAUUUAUAUGAGGGGUACAUUGAUUGCGAAACAAAACAGUUUUCUGAUAAACAAGUAUUUGGUACGCCUGAGUAUAUCGCCCCAGAAGUAAUUUUGCGUCAAGGUUAUGGAAAACCCGUGGAUUGGUGGUCGAUGGGAAUAAUACUUUAUGAAUUCCUUAUUGGUUGUGUUCCAUUUUUUGGAGAAACUCCAGAAGAAUUAUUUGCGCAUACCGUUAAUGAUGAUAUUGAAUGGCCCGAUAAUGACGAUUGGAGUGUUCAAGAAGAGGCUAAAGAUUUAAUAACGGUCCUUUUGCAACAUUUACCCCGCGAUCGGUUAGGUACAGGAGGUGCUCAGGAGGUAAAAGAACACUGUUAUUUUAGUGGUCUGGAUUGGAACUCACUUUUAAGGCAAAAAGCGGAAUUUGUUCCGCAAUUAGACAACGAUGAAGACACUAGUUACUUCGAUAGUAGAAUAGACCGUUAUAAUCACGACUUGGAGGACGACACGGAUGAUACGGACGAUUCCCCAGUUUUCGGGUUGUUUUCGUCGUGUUCGCCGCAAUAUCGCAAAGCGCAGUCCACGUCUAAAACAACAACCACCACCACCACAGAGUCGGAAAGUAACAGCGAAUCCAUUCGAAUCACUACUUCCGUUGUUACAACUCCAGAUACACCAGAAAAUCCUGAUUUUAAAGCUAAAAUUAGGCCUAAUGUGUUAACUCCCGAAAAGGACUACUCAGAUUUGGUUCCGAUUGAGCAUAGGAAAAUUACUUUGACCUUUAAUAAGACGGUUAGUACGCCUGAAUCGUCUCAAACGGAUAGUGAUGAUGUAUCACCUCAGAUACAACGUAGGAGAAAAACUGGACACGCCAGGGAUAUUCUACCAAAGUUUUCCAUUUCCGUCGAAGAUGAAUAUAACGGAAUUAAUAAAGAUAUAAGAAGAAAUGUUAUCCAAUUUUGGCCUUCUUUUAAAAGCAAACUAGAUACAAGUUCAUCUAACGAAAACAUCAGGGAAUUAUGUCCAAAAAUGUCCGCUCCUAUCGCAUUACCCAACAAACAUCGGUCACGAGCCGUUGUAAAAAGCGCCUCAGCUUCAGGUUUAUCGCUCAUCAUACCAUCGGAUGAUUUUCAAACGCAUCCAGUCGGAGUGCACUCACCGAACGGAGGUGGUGGAUCAAGUACCGCUAGUUCAAGAGAUACUUCACCAUGUCGCGAAUUAUCACCGCUUGUUACAAACUUGAAACCCCCGAUAAUAAUUAGGAGAGGCCCUAAAGGAUUCGGAUUCACGGUUCAUACAAUACGCGUUUAUUACGGGGAUACCGAUUUUUAUACUAUGCACCAUUUGGUUAUGGCUGUAGAUGAAGGUAGUCCAGCUUUUGAAGCGGGUCUUCGACCAGCUGAUUUGAUAACUCACGUCAAUGGAGAAGCGGUACAAGGACUUUAUCAUACUCAAGUGCUUCAAUUGUUGUUGGGCGGAGCUGAACACGUUAGUUUGAGAGCAACCCCGCUUGAUCAGACUUCGAUACAAACCGGGGGACGUAAACGGGAACCUGGCCAAAGUAAACUUGCCAAGCGCAGCUUGAAUCGGCAACGAAAACAGAAACGAGAUAACGAGAAACGGCGAAAAACGUCGUUGUUUCGUAGAAUAAGCAGUAAAAGGGCUAGUGUUGAAAUGCAACAGAUGGCAGCUAGUAUACAAUCACCGUUAACUGUAACUCCAAGUAGAAGUUUUUCGUCGUUCCCAAGAUCGCAAGAUGGCCCUCAAAGUACCGUUCGUAACACCUCUUCCAAUCGUUCAAGUUUGUCACCGUCGGAUUCGUUCAAUCAACACUCAAGCAGUUCAUCUUCUCAAACACCAUCGACAUCUCCGAGCCCAACUCCAGCAACUAGUGGACGAAAUGCGAAACAACACUAUCAACAACGUCCAUCCACCUUGCACGGGUUAAAGCACAAGCUUCAUUCGAGUUCUUGUAGCAAAUCUUUGCAUGCGGCGAGUCCUUCCUGUCCCGCUAACGUCCCCGGUCGGAGGAAAUCGGUGGGACAUAUUCCUUUAUCGCCUUUAGCUAGAACUCCUUCUCCUUCCCCCCUCCCUGCAUCUCCAACAAGAUCUCCGAGCCCUCUCGCUUUUCCUGUAGGUCACCAACCAGGAAGUUCAAACACCACGCAAUCAUACAGUCCAAGCGCAGGUACAGCUCCGGUUAAUACAACGUGUGGUCAAUCAAAGAAAAGUUUUGUUCGUCCUAAAAGUACAGAACCAGGAUCUCCGCUGCUUAGAAGAGCUUUAUCUCCAGAUCGGUUACAUCCGAGAAGCGCGGAAAGCAAAUGUUCCCAUAUUUCACCUUUGUGUUCAUCAGGAAACGCCGUAUCUGGGGUAAAAACUCACCCGGGCAGAAUUGGGGGAGCUGGAGCGGUAUGGCGACCCGCUUCAACUCACGAACGCGAUAAAGAUAAUGAGCCAGAAACGAAUGUUCCAUCGAUCGAGGCUUCGAAUAACAUGUCUAACAACGAGAAUCGAUUGUCGUUAUCGUUGGCUGCUCCGGGCGAGUUGUUACCUCGAAUUGCUGAAGAAAAGGAUAGCCCAACUAACGGCCAAGAAAAGAAACCGAGUAAAUGUGAUAAACAAGUAGAGAAAGUGGAAAAACCGGAUAAAUUAAAGACCCAAACUGAUACUAAAAAUACUAAAAAGUGAUUUUAAUUGCACUUGUAAUAUAUAUUUUAUUAUGUUAGGUUAAUUUUGUGUCAAGUUUUUGGAAUUGUUUUAUUUUAUAUUAAAUUGUAUCAAUAAUAAUUAUUUAAUUUAAAAGAAAAUAUCGAAUUGUUCUAAUAAUUGUUAUCGUGAUGUACAUAUAUGUAUUUACACGUGAAAGUAUUCAAUAUCAUGAAUGAUGUAAUUGUAAUUAUAAGAUGUGUGCGCCAUGCCCGUCCAUCGUCCACAAACAAAGACUAAUAAAAGUUUAUUCGCCCAAUACGAGGGCUCACUCAUGUUGUAGCAUAUCUUAAAAAAAAUGAAAACAAAAAAAAAAUUCGCCGUGCUUUGGCGAUGCACCGUAACGAAUGAACGAACAGUUCGAUACUGUUACGUGUACAUUGUGAUAGUUAAUUUUAUGUAAUUUCAAAAUCCUAAAAAAUUAUUAAUUGCUUUAAAUGGUGGAUCACGGGCACAUUGUGAUUCAUGUACAUUUCGUUUAAUCGUAAAGUCAAUAUUAAUUAUUUAUUCUAGCAUUCGUGGCGACUAUAUUUGAUCAGUUCACUUAGCAUCUCACUGGUAUGUCUUUCGUAUUUUAUAAUAGUUGCAGUUGUAUUUAUUGGUUUGAUUUUUAUGAUAGCAGCCCCCGUUCGUCGCUUUUUAUUUUUUAGUUUGUACAUAAUACAAUCAAAUUUUAGAGGGAUAAGGCGUACAAUGUGCAAUCAAUUGUUUCGUUUUGUUUCAAUUCCCAGUAGGUCUGGGUUAUAGAUGUGUACUAUGUUGUGAAAUCGAAGAAUGCUCAUGUAUAAAUAGUACUUAAAAUUGGAUUUAGAAUUUUUAAACCGUCUUCUUUGAUCCGUUUUUGUCGCACCAAUUUCGUUUUCGUGUAAGUUUGUUUCUCUGUGGCAAUAGCGUCGUUUGUAUUUCUACAUUUUCCGCUGGUAGCCCUUUGUAGACGAAUGUACACGAAAUAUAUGGAUCGCUUUGCAAAAUUA
Molecule: messenger RNA, 6241 nt
Organism: Onthophagus taurus
Lineage: Eukaryota; Metazoa; Arthropoda; Insecta; Coleoptera; Scarabaeidae
Gene: dop
Product: microtubule-associated serine/threonine (MAST) protein kinase dop
Biological process (GO): peptidyl-serine phosphorylation; intracellular signal transduction
Molecular function (GO): protein binding; ATP binding; protein serine/threonine kinase activity
Source: RefSeq, a predicted model, not a curated record